This is a messenger RNA of Hippocampus comes (tiger tail seahorse), 3660 nucleotides long. It is a transcript of the gene zbtb5, whose product is annotated as zinc finger and BTB domain containing 5. Gene Ontology annotation, molecular function: RNA polymerase II cis-regulatory region sequence-specific DNA binding; DNA-binding transcription factor activity, RNA polymerase II-specific; protein binding. Gene Ontology annotation, biological process: regulation of transcription by RNA polymerase II. Bases 384 to 2534 code for a protein of 716 amino acids. The record is from RefSeq and is a predicted model, not a curated record. NCBI's taxonomy places the organism in Eukaryota, Metazoa, Chordata, Actinopteri, Syngnathiformes, Syngnathidae. The transcript is spliced from 5 exons.
UGCUCACCUCAGCGAGGUCAUGGAGCACAGCGCCGCCACUCACUCUGGUUGAAACUACGAUCGGCCGAGGAUUUGCCGGAAUGAACAAGACCCAUUUGGCUCUUUCGCCCCCACAAGACAGGCUGCCAUAGAUACGAGUAAAUCCUCCGGGGACGUGGAUCCUGGCGGUAAAGAUUUUUUUAGACACCUUGGACGACAUUUCACUCGUCAAAACACUAAACGCGCCGGUUGAAACUGACCCCCUCUCAAUGUGGCCGACGUAAUGCUUCUCCUCCCAUCAGCUUGCUGGCAAUUAGCUGGUCAAUAGCCAGCUAACUUUAGCCUCGCCAGGGCCCGAAAUCUGCUGCUUUUUUUUCUCACAUUGUGACUGUUCAAGGAGCAGUAUGGACUUUCCGAGCCACUUUGAGCAGAUCUUCCAGCAGCUCAACUAUCAGAGGCUGCACGGUCAGCUGUGUGAUUGUGUCAUUGUGGUGGGUAGUCGACACUUCAAGGCACAUCGCUCUGUGCUGGCGGCCUGCAGCACCCACUUUAGAGCGUUGUUCACGGUUGCAGAGGGAGAUGCCAGCAUGAAUAUGAUCCAGCUGGACAGCGAGGUGGUGACAGCGGAGGCAUUUGCUUCCCUAGUGGAUAUGAUGUACACAUCCACCCUAAUGUUGGGAGAGAGCAACGUGAUGGACAUUCUGCUCGCCGCCUCCCAUCUGCACCUCAACAAUGUGGUCAAAGCCUGCAAACACUACCUUACCACACGAACCCUGCCCAUGUCCCCAUCGUGUGACAGACCCCCACCUCACCACCAACAGGAACAGCAGAGGCACAGGCAGCAGGUAGCAGACUUGGUGAACCCCACUCUAGACACCAAUGCUAACCUUGACACAAAUUCCGCCACCUCAAAGUUGCAGCGCUCUUUCUUGCUACAGCAGCUCGGCCUCAGCUUGGUGAGUUCUGCUUUAGGGGGGAUUGAGGAUGGCAGAGUGGUGGAACAAAGAGCCUCGUUCCCUGCACGACGCUUCCACAAGCGCAAAGCCUCCCCAGGCCUAUCAGAGGAAAGGCCCAGACAGAGGCAGCGCCCCUCUGCCCCGAACAUAGGGUUACUUUCAGAAGAGGGCAUGAGCACAGACCGAGAGGAAGGAGCGCUUCUUUCGCCAGAUUCCCACAAGAUGGGGGAUGACGCCAAACUGGAUGCAGGCAUACUCUGUGCCCCUCAGGACGAUCCUCAGAUGCCGAGCCAGUCAGAUAGUGGGCGGUGUGAGGGGAACGACAUGGGGAUAAUGCAGGGUGGGGUGGGCAAGGAGGAGGACAUGGAGGACGGAGACCACCCAAGCAACAAACUGAAGAUCAAAUCAGGAAGUGAGGAGGAGGAGGGGGCAGAAGAACCAGAACAGAAGGUGCUGGUCAAACAAGAGCCACUGAGCUCACCCGAGCCCGCAGAUGAAAUUAGUGAUGUGACAUCCCAGGCGGAAGGCAGUGACCCGGCCGAGCCAGCGAGCCAGGAGGAAGAGGAAAAGGUGAAGCUGAGUCCCGAGAGCAGUGACCGCAGCUUCACCUCAGAACCACAGCCCAGCUCUAGUUCGCUGAUGCAGUCAGGCUCCCAGCUUCUCCUCAAGAGCAGCCUGGGAGGAGGUAGGGGUGGUUUUGGGUGUAGUAACACGCUGAACAGCAAACCAGAUUUCAGUAUCUCUAGUUUCCUUGGCCCAAAGAAUUUUGGGGGUGGUGAUGCUAGUUUGAUCGGUGGAGAGGAUGACCUUCCCAACACCACCACUGGUGAGGCUGUUGCUCAUAACUACCUGUUGAGGCAGGAAGCUUCUGGACCAUCCGCUCCUGCCCCGUCCUCUUUGCUACAUUCCAGUGCACUCAGCAGUGGAGGUUGUACCCGUUUUGGAAAUAACUUACAGGCCGAUUCCCUCUUCCUUCGCCCCCUUCAUGACGGUUAUGGGAACCCAAGAGGAACUGGGGGGAGUGAAGGGCAUGGAGGGGUUGAUCCAUUUGGUUUGGACUUCCAGCGCUCCAGCCUGGGGCUACACUCCCUGGGGCGACCCCCACGAGGUGCUAGUGGAGCCACCCCCACCGUUCUGGGUUACCCCGGAUAUAGGCGCAUCGCCCCAAAGAUGACAAACAACAUGGGGAGGGGAGAGGGCGGCGCACUCCAGGAUCCCGCCUCUUCCUCGUCCAGCCUGGCGAGCCCCAUGCUCCUUAAUGAGACUUCUGGGUACGACAUGGCUGGCGGCAGGCCCACCUCCCUCCCGCCUCAACUGACACGCGCCUCAGCAGACGUGCUGUCCAAGUGCAAGAAGGCUUUGUCGGAGCACAACGUCUUGGUGGUAGAGGGCGCUCGCAAAUACGCAUGUAAGAUCUGCUGUAAAACCUUCCUGACGCUGACUGACUGCAAGAAACACAUCCGAGUGCACACGGGAGAGAAACCUUACGCGUGCCUCAAGUGCGGCAAGCGUUUCAGCCAGUCGUCACACCUCUACAAGCAUUCAAAGACCACCUGUCUUCGCUGGCAGAACACCAAUAUGUCCAAUGCUCUACUCUAGAGCUCUUGUUGGUCCCAAGAAGGAUGCUUGAAGUCAGUCUUGAUCACAGCGCGAAAAGCAUAGUCGUUAUGUUGUCCAUCACCUUGUGGACGGUUGUCCCGAACAAAGUUAAAGAAAGAUGUGAUAAUGUCAAAACAGGACUGAUAAAAUGUCAUGAUUAUUGGCCUAUUAAGUCACAUAGUUAGACAAUGUAUCUCCCUGUGCAUUACGAAGCCAAGUAUUACAUACUGCCCAGAGAAGAUACGUUAAAAUCAACUGAAUUCCAAGUGCCAAGAGACACACUUUCAGCUUUGACUUUUCAGUCCACUAAUGGGACUUUUAGCCACCAGAGAAGCGCACUUGUCCAGUAAAGGUAUGUACUGUAGUUUAGGAAUUAUCACAUUCCACUGGAAAAUCCAAGCGCACCUUAAUUUGCAGUCACAAGUAUGACUAGCCUUAAUUGUUACUGAUUGGGAUUGAAAGAGCAAUUUUUCUGCGCUGUGUGUAAUAAAACUGCCAUUCAGCAAGAUUUCUGAAAUGUAAUUAUCAAGCAUUUGUUAGUCAAUGUAUAAUUCUUUUCUGAUAGAAAGUUAAGGGUAUGUGUAAAUGUUCACUUGGCUUCAUUUCAGUGCUUUUAAACGUGUCUAAUGCAUCUCACAUUGUGCACGUGUUACAAAGACAAAUCAUUACAUUUAUAGUCAAUAACAGUGAUUGUGAAUGUCUCCUUUUAAUUACGGCCGUUAAGGUGGGCAGUUUUGUUGCGUUCGUCUGCCUGCUUUUGUGACCUUAUAUGAAAAAAAAGAGGGAGAAUCAUUGACUUUUCAGAUUUAUUUUACAGUAUUUGAACCAAUUAUAAGUGUGAACAUACCUGCCUGUGACUUGUUGACUAAUUGUCCAAUGCUUGUUGUUUCUUAUCCAUCAUUAAAAUCACAGAACCUUAUUAAACAUGGCAGGGUUCUGCUAGGUUGUAAAUCGGAGCAGACUUGUUGUUGAAUAGAAAUCAUAUUUAGUCAGUGUUACAUAAGUGAACUGAAAUGGAGUUUAAAAAAAAUAGUCGAUUAAAACAAAAAUUAUUGCUUUUUUUUUUUUUUCAGGUAUCACUGAACGCUCUGUGAGAAUCUCAAUCAUUCCUAUUGUGCACCUUAUU